Molecule: messenger RNA, 1293 nt
Organism: Echinostoma caproni
Lineage: Eukaryota; Metazoa; Platyhelminthes; Trematoda; Plagiorchiida; Echinostomatidae
Source: the annotation of a GenBank genome assembly
GUACCUGUUGGCCAUAUUCCUCGAGGGCUUACAGUUUAUUUGCGCGGCGAAAACACACGAUCAGCUGUACCUGGCGACCAUGUUUUGGUUACCGGAGUCUUUUUACCCAGUCUCAAAGGUGCCGGCUUUUCUGGUGGCAGUCAAGGAGGACGCGCCGCAAUGGCAGUGAAUAGCGCCAGUGGUGGGCUGUUGGCCGAAACGUUCCUCGAGGCACAUUCCGUCCAACUGCUUAGUAAAACUGAUGACCUGACGGAAACUAGUGAACCAACUGAAGAUGAAGUGGAACGCCUACGGGAUCCUGAAAUGUACUCGCUCAUGGCACAAUCGCUAGCCCCGGAAAUUUACGGUCAUGAGGAUGUGAAAAAAGCUUUGCUUCUCCUGCUCGUUGGCGGUGUUGAGCUGGCUCCAAAAUCGGGACUGCGAAUUCGUGGAAACAUAAACAUUUGUUUGAUGGGUGAUCCUGGUGUGGCGAAGUCUCAGCUUCUCGGAUUCGUGGACCGUUUGAGCACCCGUUCGCAAUACACCACUGGUCGCGGUAGCUCCGGUGUUGGUUUAACUGCCUCGGUGAUGAAAGAUCCCUUGACGGUCUUUUGGUUUGCUCCUUGUGUAAAAACAACUCCCCCUAGAACUAAUACACCGUACUUCCUUUGUUCCCCUCCCAGUGAACACGAUCUGCGUCUAGCUCAGCAUAUCACUCAUGUACACAUGCACGGUGCAGCACCAACCACAACAGAGGCUUCAUCCCUGCCCGGUGCUGAACAACAGAAUCUAUUCUCAUUGGUCGAACUGCGUCGUCUCAUUCAGAUUGCGAAGUCACAACCUGCGCCAGCUGUCCCAGCACAUCUGGCCGAUUAUCUUGUCGGAGCUUACGUGGAAAUGCGCAAGGAAGCCCGAGUGAACAAGGAAAUGACCUAUACCAGUGCGAGGACUCUGCUGGCGAUCAUGCGUCUAUCCACGGCACGUGCUCGUCUACGAGCGGCAACGGAAGUGACCAAAUCGGAUAUUGACGAGGCCAUGCGAUUGAUGGAGGCCAGCCGAGCCUCGAUUAAUGCGACUACCGCUGGUGACUUUGAUCGAGUAGGCCGUCCUCAGUCGUACAAGGAUAUCAUCUAUCACAUUGUUCGUGAGCUGACCGGGGCUGGUGACGGAACUGCUCGUUUAGCCGACGUGAUGGAACGAUGUGCAGCUCGCGGUUACACGCCUGCUCAAGUGAACGAAGUGGUAGACGCCUACGAGAAUUUGAAUGUAUGGCAAACAAAUGUCGGCCGUACACGAUUGACCGUGGUUGCCUAA